Molecule: messenger RNA, 4362 nt
Organism: Oldenlandia corymbosa var. corymbosa
Lineage: Eukaryota; Viridiplantae; Streptophyta; Magnoliopsida; Gentianales; Rubiaceae
Source: the annotation of a GenBank genome assembly
AGAAAAACUUUAGCACCGAAAACAUCCGGUGGACCAAGUCUACAUAGUACGAAGUCGUCUUCCUCGUCUUUCUUACCUCCUCCACCUCCACAGCUCCUGCCCCAUUCCUCCUUCCUCUCAAAUUUGUAUUCAAUCUCUGUUAUCUGCUUCUCUUUUGUAAUCCCUUUUGGACGAAUUUCAACAUUCUGCUGAAUUCUCAACCUCGGAUUGACUUUGAUCUGUCCGAUUAGGUCGCUUUAAGAUGGAAGAAGGAAAAGCGGCUGAGAGCCAUUUGACAUCAGCAGCUGCUUUUGUCGAAGGUGGAAUUCAGGAUGCUUGUGAUGAUGCUUGCAGCAUAUGUCUUGAAGAUUUCUGUGAAAGUGAUCCAUCCACGGUUACUAACUGCAAGCAUGAGUUCCAUCUUCAGUGUGUUCUUGAAUGGUGUCAGAGAAGCUCCAAGUGCCCUAUGUGUUGGCAGCCUAUCAGUUUGAAGGAUCCUGGCAGCCAGGAGCUGCUUGAUGCUGUGGAGCAUGAAAGAACAAUUAGGAUGAAUCCACCUCGAAACACUACUAUUUUUCAUCAUCCAACUUUGGGGGAUUUUGAGCUUCAGCACUUACCAGUUAGUGCUACUGAAUCUGAGUUGGAAGAGCGCAUUAUUCAACAUUUAGCUGCUGCAGCUGCUAUGGGAAGGGCACGCCAUUUUGCCCGGAGGGAAGGUCAGAGGACCAGAUCAUCAGCUCACGGGCGUCCCCACUUUCUUGUGUUUUCAACAAAUCCAAAUGCACCCCCAGCUGCAGUGGCUACUUCCUCUCCAAAUUUUGAGGGUGGGGUUGAACCUGAACCAGUUAUGACUGGUGGCUCUGCAUCUCCUUCACUAACUGUUGGGGGGGAUUCUACUCAAGCAAAUUCAGUACCUUCUAACAAUUCGGAUCAGCUUUCUACUUCAUUAUCAGGAUCAAGUGCUGUAGCUAUUCAACAUGGAAAUGUGAAUAUGAGGAGGUCCCCUACUCCUUCAUCGCCUAGCAGUCAGGAUAGAGCUGGACCGUCAGAUUUCCAAUCCUUCUCAGAAUCUCUUAAAUCCCGAUUUAAUGCUUUAUCAACAAGGUACAAAGAAUCGAUCACGAAGAGCACAAGGGGCUGGAAGGAGAAGUUGUUUCAGCGUAAUAAUUCUGCACAAGACAUUGGUCCUGACAUAAGAAGAGAAAGCAAUGUAGGGAUUGCUACUGUAUCUCAAAUGAUGGAGAAUCUGGAAACUGGAGACAACAGAAGAAACGAAACAGCUUCUGUAUCAAAUAAUGAAGUGGACAACUCAUCCACCGGUCAGUCCAACCAACAUAACGAAAUAGCCAGUGAAAGCUCUUUGAAUGAGGAUAACAUCCACACUCCACCAGCUACAAGUUCUGCCUCGAGUUGAGUCUCCGCUGAGGUUAUCUUCACCAUUUGCUAUGAAGUGAGUUUUCAAUUUAAAAGCAAUCGUAUUUGUUUUCUGUGCAUGGAAUCAACUGAACUUUUGGGGGGGGGGGGAACUUACCCUUGUUUUCCCCUUAAUUGUGUCUUUAUCUUAGUCCGAGUCUAACUUCUUUAGGAGUGUCUUAUUGGAUUUAUGUAAGUUCUGUAACUUGAAUGUUCUUGUUAUUGCAAAGCUAGUAUCAGUUCACUGCCUGGUAUUUUUGAGUGUUACUGUGGUUUUUAUAACUUUACAGUUUGCAUGCAUACAUGUCAUGAGAAAAUUGGAAAAGCAGUGGUGACCACUUUAACUUAAUUCAGAACCAUCUCUGCGUUAUUUCCUAAGUUCCAUUAUAUAGUAUAUACCCUCAGUAUUUUAAAUGUACUCCAGAGCAAUGGCUUUUAACUGUAAUUGAAAUGAUUGUGAAUAAAACUUGAGGCCCAGAGACAGAAAAUCAUGUUUUUUCCUCUGUAAUUGUCAGUAAAGUCUCUUUGUUAUUCUUGUGUCUAUAUGUUGCAUCUUAGUGGUUUGUCCUAUUUUGAUUUCUGCCUUCAUUGAACUUCUUCAUAGUAAUAUAGGGUAUUAGAAAGAAAGUUGGAUUGCAUCUAUAGGUGAGAAAAUGAGUGAACUACUCACUGUUAAAUGUCUUUGACAUGAUUGGCGUAGAUCUUCAGAUGUUGCCAUAAGAUGCAUAGAAAACACAAUGUUUAAUCCAAAUUGAAGUGGAAAGGGAAUACGUGAAGUUAUUUGGAAGGAACUAUCAACAAAGACAAAUCUGAAUUUGAAUGAACUUUGUGUUAUUAGUGAGCACGAAAACAACAAAUGAUUCAUAUAGCCAACCCCACAUAGUGGAUUGAAGCGUUGUUUGUUGUUAUUGUUCUUCAGAGUGAACUUAAGCAUAGUGUUGAAAGGAAAAUUCCUUCAGAGGGAGGAUCAGAUAGACUCCGAGAAAUUGAUGAUAUUGGUUGCUGAGUGAUUGUGUCUUUAGAGCAUUAGUAUCCUGUGUGAGUUGCCUUUUUCUUUUGUUUUUCCUUCUCUUUUUCCAUUUUGGCUUUAAAUCUUCUUUGACUGAUUUAUUAUGGUCUUUGUGCGUCAGAUGAUCAGUAGUACUAAGAGAUUCUUAUGACCUCUUUCCAUGCUUUUUGUGUUUGUGUUUUUUCCCUGGCCCGAUACUAUUCCCCCCUCUAUCUUUAUGUAUGACCUUACUGCUCUUUUCCGUCAAUGAUGCGUAUCCACCUGUCCUUUUCCUCUUUCCCUGGCAACUCCAUUAGCUAAAAAUUCAAAUUUUUUUCUUCCCUUAUUGUGAUACACCUUCUGACUGGGGUCAUUGGGGGUCUGAGGUGAUAGUUCAUUGGAGAAUGUUUGUAAAUAACUCUUACUCCUCAAGAAUGAUUUAGUUGAUUGUCUUAUUGGCAAUGUUGCACGCUUCAUUUGCAUUUUUCCCGGUGUUAGAUGGUGUGCUUAUUGAACAUAUUGGUGAGCCUUUGGCAUUGUGCAUCUCAAGAUGAGUACUUAGGAUAUAUAACAUAUUGCAGUUUUAAUCCACACCUCUUGCUAAUUAUAUCCUUGGAAGUAAUAUUACUAAUAUGUUUGUGCUUUAAGUUUCGAACAUGGAAGUUGACAACCUACUUUUGUUCUUUCUGAGUGCUUUAAUGCUAUCAAGUUCUUUGCCAAAUAAAGCGAAGAGUAUGUUUUGUGCUAAUUAUCUGUGAACAAAAUUAUUGAAGUGGUUUACUGGUGAUUUGAACCACCUGGAUUUGAUAGCUGUCGGUUUCAAUAGAAUUUCCUGUUGAGUACAUUUCCUUAGGUCUGUUGAGUUACGUAGAACGGUCCACGGUAGAAGGUGUUAGCUGUCUUUGCAAGACAUGUCAGAGUACUGUGUAAUGACAUAUAGGAUCCAUAUUUAUACCUUCGUUAAUAUUUCUUUUCUUCUUUUGAAGAAAGGAAGGUAAGUAGAAUGAAUGUGUAGGCGUGCAGCACAUUGAAUGAGGGAUAGGAAGCUGUUGGAGUAUCCAGCGGAGAUAUAUUUGAGAGGAUUAUAUAUUUGGUGCACAGUCUAUGCUUCUCUUGUUUAAUUUAUAUAAAUCCCAUUUUUACCCUGGUGGUGAUAUUAUUUCUUUUAUAAUAGAUGUCUGUAGUACCGGGUUAGGAAAUCUGCUGGGUGCUUGAGAUUUUUGAGAUAGAUUCAAGAAAGUGAAACUUUAGAAAAGUGUAACGGUAAAAGAAACCAUGGCAGAAUAAAAUCUGGGACCUGGGCUUUCUCUAUGUUUAAAAUUUGAAAUGUCUGUAACCGGAUGGAGAGCAUUCUUUGGCUCUGUAUUGGAGUGUGUCGGUUUUCCAUGUAUUUUACUUCAUUUUUCAGUGCGCUUCUUUACAUUUUCUAUAUGCCAUUAUGCAUUUUCUCUUACUCUGUUGUUAUGUUAUAAUCAGAACCAGGGGAUUGCUUGUAUGUAAUGCUAAUUAUAUUCCACUUGUUGGCCUGUGUGUGUGUGGAUGAAGAAUCUUGGUUGUCGAAGUUCUUUAAGCGUGUUUUGAAAUAUGUGUUUGACCAGGUGAGAGCUUUCCAACGUCGAUUGAGGUGGCGUGAUGCUUGUCUUUCAAUGAUCCUUGUCAAAAGUUGGUAGUGCAGGAGAAGUAAGAAUUUGAUUGAAUCUCGUACAAUCAAAUAAACGUAGAGAGCAGAUCUCUUGGAGCUUGGAAUUACAUUAUGUGACAGUAUAGUUGUAAAUUGACUGGAAUAUAAAAAAAAAAAUCAUAUGAUAUAUCUAAUCUAUCCGUAUUUGGUAUCUUUUCGAUGCUAGGUGUACUGUUGUAAAAUAUGAUAUUCAUAUCAUUUAUGGAAGUUCCACGGGUCUUUUAUCAGUAUUCAGUGCUGCUGUAUUACUAAUUUUGAGAUCAUUACAUGCUUUCUUUUCCUUUUAUUAGGUACUUAAGUU